UUUCGUUCAAGUGAACAACUUAAUCCAAAAUUAAACACCUAAAAUGAGUUUUUCUUAUACAAAAUUGCCUUAUUAUGGGCCAUGAUAGCCACAGUGUUUAAAUGAAUAGGUCGGUAAAUCGAACAACCCAAUAUUCAAUAUGGAGACUGAAGUAGAUUUUAUUGACAGCAGAAAAGCUAGUGUUAUUAGUGAUGUUAAGUCGCUCUCAAGACGAGUGUCAGAGCUGGAUCCUGCGACAUUCGAGGAGGCCAUUGCCGAAACCAAAUUUGGAAAAUUCAAUUUGUUGCUCUUCGUAUUGGCUAUACCAGCGAGUUUAUGUACGGUAUUUGAUACGUCGACUAUGUCAUAUACGUUUGUGGCUGCUCAAUGUGAUUUAGAACUCUCUUUAGAUGAUAAGGGCUUAUUAAAUGCAGUAACGUAUGCAGGUAUGAUCUCUAGUGCAAUAAUUUGGGGAUUUCUAUUUGAUGUCCUUGGAAGAAAAAAACUUUUAGUAAUCGGCUUCCUUGUCGACUCCAUAUUUGUUUUCACAAGUGCCUUGACACAAAAUAUUGCUUUACUACUAGUCACCAAAUAUUUACAAGGCUUUAUCAUUAAUGGACCAUUCGCAGCUCUAAGUUCAUAUAUGUCCGAAUUCCAUAGCGCCAAAUACAGGCCCAUGUGUCAAAUUAUUAUUGGUUCGUGUAAUAGUUUUGGAACAGCGUUCCUUCCACUGAUAGCCUGGUUGAUUUUACCGUAUAAAAUUGACUUCUUUGUUGGGGACUACAGUUUUCAUUCUUGGAAUAUCUUCUUACUUGUAAGCGGUUUACCAGCAUUCACCAGCGGUCUAUUCUACAUGUUUUUACCUGAAAGUCCUAAGUUUCUCAUGACAUGCGGACAAAACGAGAAAGCUUUGGAAGUGCUGAGGAGAGUCUACAGCAUCAACACAGGAGAACCAAGAAGCUCUUAUCCUAUCAAAAUGCUCAUCGACGAGACUAAACUGAACGGAAAUAACAAACAUGGAGGGAAAGUAACUGCUCAAAGAAGCACAACUCAGGCCUUGAAAGAAGGAUUGCAGCAGAUUAAACCGUUGUUCUAUCCGCCUCAUCUAGCGAAAGUUUGUCUUACUUGUAGCAUCAUGUUCUUUAGCGUAAUGAGGUAA
This is a messenger RNA of Sitophilus oryzae (rice weevil), 1138 nucleotides long. Its product is annotated as synaptic vesicle glycoprotein 2B-like. The record is from RefSeq and is a predicted model, not a curated record. The transcript is spliced from 6 exons. Gene Ontology annotation, molecular function: transmembrane transporter activity. Gene Ontology annotation, cellular component: membrane. Bases 140 to 1138 code for a protein of 332 amino acids. Gene Ontology annotation, biological process: transmembrane transport. NCBI's taxonomy places the organism in Eukaryota, Metazoa, Arthropoda, Insecta, Coleoptera, Curculionidae.